Messenger RNA from Colletes gigas, 981 nucleotides. RefSeq lists its product as uncharacterized. The record is from RefSeq and is a predicted model, not a curated record. Lineage: Eukaryota; Metazoa; Arthropoda; Insecta; Hymenoptera; Colletidae. The transcript is spliced from 2 exons. The coding region runs from base 132 to 830 and encodes 232 amino acids.
AAAUGGUAGCUUUAGAAUAAAAUGUGGUGGGGAUUGCACCUCUAUUUAAGCCGGCUCUCCGGACGCUAUUCCAUCAAUCGCUCAGUAGCUUCGCUGAAUUUUCGACGGAACAAAUAGUGCUCUGAAAAACAAUGUGUAGUACCAGUGCCGUGGGCUAUUACGUUCCAAUCAGGCAAGAUGAUGGCGUAUCUCCAUGCAAGGAGAAUACAUUUAACAGGCCACGCCAACCAUCGCGUGUCAUGGUCAGAAGAUACGCAUUAACAUCCACGGGCUGCAAAUAUUUGGAAAUUGGAAUCAGCGUAGGACCUACAGCCGAUGUAGAAAUUCUUCUCGGUGAUAAUCGUGGGAAUCAUCUUAGAAUACCAUGGCAUACAUGGAACUCACUAUUCGACUGCUGUACAACCAUCGAAGAACGUGCACAAUUGCCUGGAUCAUCAUUGAUGCAGAUUAAUGAAUUAACGGUGGAAUUUUGUCGGAUGUUUGAUUCGUCGAUUGUAAAGAUGACAAUUGAUAAUAAGUCGCUGUAUUUCAAACCGAAUACAGUAGCAUUUUUAUUUAAUCUUGAGCCAUGUGUAAGCUAUGUAUAUCCGCGGCUCUAUCAAACUGUAGAAGAUGUGAGGAAAAAAUUUAUAACUUUUGUUAGCGUGUUGCAACAGAGCAAUGCUGUCAUCGAAACAUUAGAUACGCGUAGUGCUGCUAAAAUCAUACGUGACAGCGAAUAUUACUGCAGGGAUUAUCUUGUAGAUUGCGAACUGUUAGCAUGCGCCAUCAAUGAUAUUGUAAUUGAAGCUCGUAAGAAAAAACGUAACAAUAUAUUACCGAAACAUUAGAUACGCGUAGUGCUGCUAAAAUCAUACGCGACAGUGAAUAUUACUCCAAGGAUUAUCUUGUAGAUUGUGAACUGUUAGGAUGUGCCAUCAAUGAUAUUGUAGUUGAUGCUCGCAUAAAAAAAUGUAACAAUAUAGUGUCAUUUAAAACAUA